AUGAUGAUGACGGGUGACAGUAGCGGUGGUGGUAGUGGCAGUGGUGGCACUGUAUUAUCAACAAAGCGCAAGCGGCCUAAUGCAGGCAAGUCUGCUAGCAUAGACGGUGCUGCUAACCAAGACAAUGGAGAUCACGACGAUCCAGUGGAUGUCGAGAACCCAAGGAAGAAACCCAAACACUCACGUCCUUCUAAGUCUGGUUCUGCUCGCGCUCCUACUGCUCCUAGCAAUGGUGCUACAACUGUUGGCAGAAUGACCAGAUCAACCAGGUCUGCCCCUUCCAAGCCCAACACUGCCGCUUCUAAGUACAAGUCUGUCAGUUCUAGGUCUAAGGGGAAGGGGAAGGCUAAAGCGCCUCUGAGCAGUAUGACUGUUGACCCUGAGGAUGACGACAAGGACGAGGAUGGUGGCCAGGCCUCAGAAUAUCAGAAAAAUUAA
Messenger RNA from Fusarium graminearum PH-1, 438 nucleotides. RefSeq lists its product as uncharacterized. The transcript has a single exon. The record is from RefSeq and is a predicted model, not a curated record. Lineage: Eukaryota; Fungi; Ascomycota; Sordariomycetes; Hypocreales; Nectriaceae. The coding region runs from base 1 to 438 and encodes 145 amino acids.